Mytilus californianus (California mussel) is the source of this 3187-nucleotide messenger RNA. RefSeq names its product acylcarnitine hydrolase-like. The transcript has 3 exons. The record is from RefSeq and is a predicted model, not a curated record. Bases 142 to 1866 code for a protein of 574 amino acids. Lineage: Eukaryota; Metazoa; Mollusca; Bivalvia; Mytilida; Mytilidae.
UAAUAAAACGGAAGAAAGGUACCGUAGGAGGUAUUUUCAGCAUAUAUAUAUACAGUCAUGUAUCCAAUAAAACACCGUGUAUGCAUAGCAUGCAACUAUUUUAGAUCUCAAUAAAUUAAGGUAGGUCAUAGUAAUACCACAAUGAAAUCAUCGUUCGUGUGUUUAAUUUUUACUUUUCUGGUUGUUUUAAUUGGUGCUGAUAAAAACGAAGACAUAACGGUUAUAAAUGCACCGUCUGGGCCAAUCAAAGGACUGAAACUGAAUUAUCAGAAAACAGGAGAACCUUUAUAUGAAUUCAGGGGAAUACCCUUCGCCAAACCACCAAUUGGUCCAUUGAGAUUCAAAAAAACAGAACCACUUGAAAAACGGAAAGAAGUUCACGAUGGAACAAAAUUUGGAAAAAUCUGUAUGCAGCCGGGUAUCGAUUUCAUACCUGAACUUAGUAGACCAGCCAUGUCGGAAGAUUGUUUGGUAUUGAAUGUCUACGUUCCGAGAAAGUUACACGAACGUUUAUCAGUAAUGGUAUGGAUACACGGUGGCGGUUUUUGGAUUGGUUAUGGACACCAAUACGAUGGUGGAAAACUUGCAAUGGAAGGAAAUGUAAUUAUCGUAACGAUAAACUAUAGACUUGGUGCAUUUGGCUUUUUUGCUGUAGGUGAUUCUGCAGCCAGAGGUAACUAUGGUUUAUGGGAUCAAAAGAUGGCACUGCAGUGGGUACAUGAUAAUAUUGCAUCUAUUGGAGGUAAUCCUGAGUCUGUUACAGUAUUUGGCGAAUCCGCGGGGGGAUGUAGUGCAUCAUUCCAAUCACUUAUUCCUUCGAAUAAAGGUCUUUUUCAGCGAGUUAUUGCACAGAGUGGUGUUGUAUCUAGAUUUGUAGUGCUAAAAGAUAGCAGUGUUGAAAAAUUUGCAGCAGAAAUAGCUGAAAAAUCUUCCUGUCCAUUUGAUGAAAAGCAAAUAUUCGUUGACUGCUUAAUAGAGAAAACUGCUGAUGAAAUCCUUAAAUUAACCGACGUUUUUGCUUCAAUGCCAACGGACAAGAUGAUGUUGGAAUCCCUAGGAAUGCCGGUCGUAGAUCAUGAAUUGUUUCUUGAACAUCCAAUUAAAAGUCUUGAAGACAAAUCAUCAGAUGUGUCCCAGUUUUUCCGUUCUCUAGAUUUCAUGGCGGGGGCUACUUCUAACGAAGGAUCCACACUAUAUAUGAUGGUUCCACCAAAAUUUCAAGAAAACUAUGAAUUUAAUGUAACUGAAGGUAUUCCAUUGAAAGCCGUUUGUGACGGAAUACUGUCACCCUUCGUGGAAUUACUUUAUGCCAACAACUCAAAAGUCAAGGACAAACUGUGUAAAUAUUAUUCCGCAGAGUCUGUCGUAGAUCAAUCUUUAAAAGCAACGGAUGCCUGGGCUGAUAUAACAUUUAACUUUGGUAUCAAUAAAAUGUUAGAAUAUCACUCUGGAGGUAACACAUAUCAAUAUGUGGUAUCCAAAUUAAGUCCAAAACCUUUCGGCGGGCAUCCUCCAUCAUGGUUCAAAGGUGUUGGGCAUGGUGAUGAAUUGCUUUACUUUUUCAAUAUUACACAGUUUCUGUCACUGGAUAAAGAAGAGAUACUAAAUGAUAAAGAUGAGGAUUUUGGAAAGAAAAUGCUAAGUUAUUGGACAUCUUUUGCUAAAACUGGCGUGCCAUACGCUGGUGAUGGAUCGGUACUAUGGAAACCAUUCGAUAUAGAAGACAAAAAUUAUCUAGAUUUAGACGUGGAGAUUACACAAAAAAGUAACUACAAACCUGAAAUAUUGGACCUCUGGUCAAACCAACUACCAUCGUCUGAUCUGGAACCAGCGACUUCAGAUAACAGUCAACGUGAUGAAUUGUGAUUAUUUUAGUUUCAAUAAUAAUUAUCUGUUGUACUCAUUUUAUUUUAAUACAGAGAUAGCUUUUGAAACUAUAACAUAUCUUUAAAAAGGCAUAAAGGAUUACUUGCAUGAUGUAUUUGAUCGAGCGGUCAUUUGACUUUUAUGUAAAAGGAAUCAUGUUGGACUUCCCCACAACCAAAACCAACUGUUCCUACUUAAAAUAUUGCAGAAAAAACAUGUUCAAUCUAGUGUACAACUGUUAUUUUUGAUUAGAAGAUACUAUAUUAAACAUAAUCAGCGAGAUUUAUUGUUACGCACGAUUGUCAAACCACUGUUAUGAUAUGGAGAUACAUUAAAGAAAGGUAUGCAAUAUAUAACUUAAAAGAAGUUGAAUAUGAUCGUUUAACUCUUCCAAAAAGUAAUAAAAAUCCACCUAAACCUUGUCAUCCAGAAGUUCGCAAUGCCAUCUGCUAUGUAAAGUGCAAAGGUCUCCGGAAAACUAAAAACAAAAGCCAAUGAUUUGACAGCUAGAAAACCCGACGACAAUUCUUCGUAUUACACUAAAAGUAUGAGCCAAAUGUAUUUACUGGCUUGAUAUGUAUUUGGAAUUUUUAAUAUUAAAACACAAAAUUUCACAUCUAUUUUAUUGAUAAUAUUUUUUAAUCUUAAAAAGACUUAGCUUUCUUCAUAUUUACAAAAUAAAAUUAAAGUUAGUAACUCUGAAAUAAACUAUUUCUCUUUGAUUUUACAACCAUUUCCCCAUCAUAACUUGAACAGGAUUUUCACAAGCAUUCAGAAAAUCUGACGAACAAGGAAAACUAUUGUAUAACUAAAGAUGCUAAAAAUCCACUUAAAAUAUAGUUUUUCAGUGAGGUAGGGUUUAUGAAAGUCCUUCCAUAGCAAUAUGUUUUUUAACCGUGUCGCUGCACUAAAAAAACAAUUCGGCGAUUGGAACUGCAAAAUUUCGUGUUUUAUACUGGAUUUGAAUCAAGUGCUUUGUGCUCCAUUUUUAAUGGCAUGUAAUGCGUGUCAUAUACCGUUCCAACAAAAUGUGACUUGUGAGUUGAACUGUUUUGUCAAGAAACUGUACUUUUGUAUUAUAUACUGUUGUAUUCAACUAUACAGUUGUAAUUUACUAUUUUGUGAUGUACUGUCGUGUAAUAAUCUAUGCUUUUGUGUGAUAUACUGUCGUGUAAUAAUCACUGCUUUUAUGAGAUGUACAUUUGUAUUGAACCGUACUUUUUUGUAACUAACAGUCGUGUAAUAAUUAGUGAUUUAUAUGAUUUGUGUUGAAUUAAAUUGUGCUUUAAAUUAUUUGUUUUCUAUUAAAUUGUGCUUUGAA